Molecule: messenger RNA, 769 nt
Organism: Clarias gariepinus (North African catfish)
Lineage: Eukaryota; Metazoa; Chordata; Actinopteri; Siluriformes; Clariidae
Gene: hypk
Product: huntingtin interacting protein K
Exons: 4
Coding region: 31-408 (125 amino acids)
Biological process (GO): negative regulation of apoptotic process; protein stabilization
Source: RefSeq, a predicted model, not a curated record
CGCGAGCUCGUCUGUUUGUUCCGGGUGCGGAUGGAGGCGAACAUGGCGGCUGAGGGAGAUGUGGAUUUGGACCUGGAGGCUGACGAGAACUGCACCGGAAAGCCAACGGAAAAACCGCGCAAACACGACAGCGGGGCGGCUGAUUUAGAGAGAGUCACCGAUUAUGCAGAGGAGAAAGAAAUCUCCAGUUCUGACCUGGAGACGGCCAUGUCAGUGAUUGGUGACAGGAGAUCCAGAGAACAGAAGGCAAAACAGGAAAAAGAAAAGGAAUUGGCCAAAGUAACAAUUAAGAAGGAGGAUGUAGAGCUGAUUAUGGCUGAGAUGGAGAUUCCACGCACCGUGGCCGAGCGCAGUUUGAGAGAACACCUGGGGAAUGUUGUGGAGGCUUUGAUUGCACUGACCAACUGAACUGUUAGCACGUAGCUGUGACCGGUAGCAUGGGCAUGGAUGUGCCCCACUCUCUCAGCAGCGACUCUGCUUCACACUGAAUUCUGUUGUCUGUAAUAAAACAUCUCACUUAUACACCAAUGUAGUUCAGCCCUGUCCACCUCUCAGCUUUUGUAAAGACUUCCUUAAUUUUUAGUAACCUUUUUUUGUACAAAUAUUGAAUGUGUGAAUAAGACUAAAGGCAUGUCUUGGAAUUAAAUGUGCCGGAUAUAGUAAUUUAUUCACAACUAAGAUUUUUACAAAAGGUCUGAACAGAACAAUUCUGUAAAGAAAUCCAUCAGAUGUACACAAUUAAAAUGCAAUAAACCAAGAUUUGUUGCCA